Hevea brasiliensis (rubber tree) is the source of this 1910-nucleotide messenger RNA. RefSeq lists its product as uncharacterized. Gene Ontology annotation, cellular component: membrane. The record is from RefSeq and is a predicted model, not a curated record. The transcript is spliced from 3 exons. Gene Ontology annotation, biological process: protein N-linked glycosylation; N-acetylglucosamine metabolic process. Gene Ontology annotation, molecular function: beta-1,4-mannosylglycoprotein 4-beta-N-acetylglucosaminyltransferase activity. NCBI's taxonomy places the organism in Eukaryota, Viridiplantae, Streptophyta, Magnoliopsida, Malpighiales, Euphorbiaceae. The coding region runs from base 616 to 1707 and encodes 363 amino acids.
AUUGUGAUUUUGACGUAGAGGAUGAUCCCUUCAACGCUCUCCUCGGUCCUCCGUCGGUCAUGGCAUGUGUCCCUUGUUACUUACCUUCCUCUCUCUACAAAAGCGUUCUCUCUCUUGCUCUGAGCCAAAAAAGCUUCAACUUUAACCAGUGGCUCUGUUUUCUUCGCGAUAUGGAAAUGGCGGAAGGGAUUAAAUGGUAAUUUUACGUGAACUGGGGGGAGUUGUUUAGGAGGGGUUUUAUUAGUAUCGCCAUCCCUGCACUUUCGUUAAGGAAUUAUAUAAUAUUCCUUGGAUCAUUCCCUGGAUUUUUAGAAGAGAAUUGACUUUAUAUUCAGGUUUUUUAACCUUGAUAGCUGUUAAUACUUUAAGUAAAAGUUUGUGCUUUUACACUUGCAAAGGGACUUCUGGCAAAACAGGAAGCAUCAGUCUGUGAGCCAAUGGUGACACAGUUGGCUGUCCUCUCAGAUUCCUGUGCAUAGAUUUACUGUCACGAUGAUAACCAGAAUUCUUUUUCAUGACCAGGUGAUUAGUAUAAGAAAAGCUGUAAUUCUUGUGGUAAUCAUAUUGAGAUUGAUAUGCCAGUAACUCUACCUCAGGAUCUUUCUGUUCUGAAGCAUGGCCCCUCGACCUCUCCGCUUAACCUCCAAAAGAGCACCUCGGAAGCUUCUUUGUAUUGUACUCUUGGUAAUUGUGCCAAUUUGUGUGAUUGGAAUCUUCACAUAUGCCCAGAAAAUCUCCUAUUUUUUCCGUCCACUUUGGGACAAUCCCCCUCCUCCCUUCAAGCGCCUGCCUCACUAUUAUGCAGAGAAUGUUUCAAUGGAACAUCUUUGCCUCCUUCAUGGUUGGUCUUUACGCUCCGAACCUCGUCGUGUCUUUGAUGGCAUCAUCUUCAGCAAUGAGCUAGACAUUCUUGAGAUCAGAUGGCGUGAGCUUCAUCCCUACGUCACUAAAUUUGUAAUCCUCGAAUCCAACACCACUUUUACAGGCAUUCCUAAACCCCUCUUCUUUGCCUCAAACCAGAGCCGGUUUGCCUUUGCUGAGGAAAAGAUUAUCCAUGGUGUAUUUUCAGGCCGUACUAAUAUCCAUGGGUCACAUGAAGAUCCUUUUGUACUUGAGUCAGAGCAGCGGGCAGCUAUGAAUAGUUUACUUCUCCGUUCAGGGAUUUCAGGUGGCGACUUACUUAUUAUGUCAGAUACGGAUGAAAUUCCAAGCCCUCACACUGUAAAACUACUACAAUGGUGUGAUGGAAUACCACCAAUCUUGCAUCUAGAGCUAAGGAAUUACAUGUACUCAUUUGAGUUCCCUGUAGAUUACAGUAGCUGGCGUGCUGCAAUCCAUGUAUAUGGUCCUUGGACCAGAUACCGGCAUUCGCGUCAAACUGACCUUAUCUUUUCUGAUGCUGGAUGGCAUUGUAGCUUUUGCUUUCGACGACUUCAGGAAAUUGUGUUUAAGAUGACUGCUUAUAGUCAUGCUGAUAGAGUGACAAAAAAAGAUUAUCUAAAUUACUCUAGGAUUCAGAAACUCAUUUGCAGUGGAGAUGAUCUGUUUGAUAUGCUCCCAGAAGAGUACACAUUUCAGGAGUUGAUUAAGAAGAUGGGUCCAAUACCUCAUUCAGCUUCUGCAGUUCAUCUUCCUGCAUAUUUGAUAGAGAAUGCAGAUAAGUUUAGGUUUCUUCUUCCCGGGGGCUGUUUACGAUCGUCCGAAUGAAGGCUAGGUUUCUGACGGACCCCAAACAAUAAGCAGAAAAUGUAUAGAUGUUAGUUCUGUGCUAAACUUUGUCUUGCUUUUUCCAAUUGAGGCUUGAGUGCAUAAUUUUAUAGGGUGCAGAGGCUGUAUCACCCGACCCAUGUUGUUGCAAUCGUUACAUGGGCUUUUGAAUUCCUGCUAGUGGAUGAAACAUUUUUGCCCAA